Messenger RNA from Colletotrichum godetiae, 1507 nucleotides. RefSeq lists its product as uncharacterized. The transcript has 6 exons. The record is from RefSeq and is a predicted model, not a curated record. Bases 239 to 1102 code for a protein of 287 amino acids. NCBI's taxonomy places the organism in Eukaryota, Fungi, Ascomycota, Sordariomycetes, Glomerellales, Glomerellaceae.
UCUGGAUCGGGUGGAACAGUAACCAAUCAUUCCAAUUUACGUUGGCGAAUGACACCUGAGUCACUUCGGCCUCGCAAGAUUUUCAUGCAAGCUCUUUGUUGGUCUCUUGCGCGACGCUACAAUGCCGAUUUUCUGAGCGGCCGGUAGGGCGAGGUCCACUUAGUUGACUUGCAGAUGGCCGGAUGUGCAUGAGGCCACGAUUGAAGCAGUUGAUCAUCGGACCCUGGAGUCUGGACAAAUGGCAGCGGGCCAAUUCGAUAAACUCCACCUCCCGGGAACCAUGGCCUUCAUCGUCACCGGCAAGGGAUCGUGGGCUGCAAGGGGAGCCACUGAGGGCUUGACAAGGUUAAUGACGAUGCUUGUCCCGUGGCGCGCGCCGCUCCAAUACCAGGAAAGCAUGAUGUCCGUCCCGCCAGUUCAAUCGGAAUUUGGGCUGCGAAAGAAGCAUGUUUUGGCAGUGUGGAUAGCAAAAGAAGCUCAUCAGGACAACAAUGACGAGGGAGCGGGUGCAGCGCAUCGCAUCGUAGCAGCAAACAAGUUGGAGAUGCCCUUGGGAGAGGAUGAGGUGUCGUCAGAGGAGAAAGCUCCGGCCACCAAUUUUUCUCCCAUCGCACAAACACUUGGAGACAGCGGUCCACACCGCUUCUUCUCCACCUUCCGGUUCCAACCGCUGCCAGCAGGCAUCAGUCGCAUUCUGCCUCAGGGUCAAGGUCACUCGAUGCGGCUCACCCUCAACUUACCGACGGCUCGUCCUUCAUUGGCUCGUGGCCCGCGUCACUUCAAGUCACCCACCACACCAGACGCGUCAACGCAUCCAGACACUCUCAAGACCACCUCCGAUCCUUCGCCGGCUCGCUUCUCUCCUUCCAGUCAUUCCGGUCAUCUCGCAGUUGCCACCCGUUGCCUAGCGAUAAACGCGGUCAAGUUGCGUGGCCGGAGGACGACUACUUCCACUUCCACCCGAGCUGAAUCAACAGGAUCGAUGCCUCUUUUCACGACCUUGAUCAUCUCAUUCCCAGAUUUCCAAGAGAAAGAUGGCCGGGGAGUUCCCGUCCAGCUGACCGCGCGAAUCCCGGCAAGGCUGUGGGAUCUGCUACCCUGAAGCGUCUGACGAAUGUCCUGCACAGUGCCUUGCGCCCACAGCCGAACAUCGCAACCACGAGAUUAGCUUCUCAGCCCCCAGUUGGGGGCCGUUACCAUGUAGCCCACCGGAGGCCGCUCGGAGAGCCUGGAAUUCGCUGGAAGAACUCUGCUUCAUCCCGUGGACGACUUUCCCUUUCGCCAUUGCAGUUCCAAGAAAAUUUGAACCGCUUGUGUUAUCUACAAGACAUGUAGCCGCGCGGAAGGGUCGAGACAUCGUCAGACACUUGGUGGCGUUCGACAACCCUCCACAGCCUUACGAGGCAGAUUUACUCCUCCGAAACGGAGUUAUCCAUUGCUACUAUCAUUCGCCGGAUUUGCGCACCCACUAUUAAGGCUGCUCCGAGUCAGGCCGGGUUUUCCGGGG